Molecule: messenger RNA, 1259 nt
Organism: Coccinella septempunctata (seven-spotted ladybird)
Lineage: Eukaryota; Metazoa; Arthropoda; Insecta; Coleoptera; Coccinellidae
Product: dnaJ homolog subfamily C member 8
Exons: 4
Coding region: 96-836 (246 amino acids)
Cellular component (GO): nucleus
Source: RefSeq, a predicted model, not a curated record
CAAAUAGUUCAAAUAGUUGACAGAUGACAUAAUGACAAAUUUUUCUAUGUCGAUGAUUGUUUGCUGUUUGGUAUACUUUUUCCAAAGCAAAAAUUAUGGAGGCAAAUUCUUCGAAAAGUAAAGACGAGGAGAUAAGAUUCGAAAGCUUCUACACGGAGGUUAAAGAAAUUGAAAAGCGAGAUUCAGUGUUGACAUCAAAACAACAAAUUGACCGUCUUUUGAGGCCUGGAUCCACAUAUCUUAAUUUAAAUCCGUUCGAGGUCUUACAAAUUGACCCCGAAUUGCCUAUCGACGAAGUUAAGAAAAAAUAUCGAAGGUUAUCUAUUUUAGUGCAUCCUGAUAAAAAUCAAGAUGACGCCGAAAGAGCUCAGCAAGCCUUCGAAGCUGUCAACAAAGCCUGGAAGGUUCUCGAGAAUGAAGUUACCAGGAAGAAGUGCAUGGAAGUCAUCGAAGAGGCUAAAGGAAGGACCGAUAUAAUGCUUGCCGAGAAAAGAAAAAAGGCUAAGAAAGAAGGUAAAGACAGAAUACCUGAAGAUGAUCCAGAAAAGUAUAGGCAUGCCAUUUAUGUAUUAACGAUGAAACUAUUUGCUGACAUGGAAAGGAAACGGAGAGAUCUUGCUGAAAGAGAUCAAGAAGAAAGAAAGCGCAAGCGAGAAGCUGAGAUUGAAGAGGAGGAAUUGAAUAAGGCUCAAAAGGAAUGGCAGAAAAACUUCGAGGAAUCCCGGCAAAAUCGGGUUGACAGUUGGCAGUCCUUCCAAGCAAACACAAAAAAAUCAAAGUCCAGUAAAAAGAUCAAGAUGUUCCGACCUCCACAAAACAAACCAGAGUCUAGAUAAUUCAAGAUCGUCUAGAAAACAUCAUAAAUCCGUCUAGAAAAUUCUUUAACCAUAUUUGAAAUCUUGUGGUCUCUUGAGAAUUUUGUAAUAUUAUUAUACUUUUCAUAGUAGUGUAUUAUAGAUAAUAAGUGAUUUUGUAUUUUCAUAAGUUUCUUCUUUUAAGAGGAAAUUAACAAGAUUUAUUAAUCUUUUCAGCUGUAGGAAGCUACCGAAAGAAGUUUCGGUAGCUUGCUGUAGACGGUAGGAGAGUUUUCAAAAUCCAGUUGUACAUAGAGAGCACUGAAUUGCUUGAACAAUUUUUUUUUUGUUGCACACAAAGGACAUUUUGGGAGUACAAGAGUGCGCUUUUUAUUUAAUUUCAAUUUGUUUGGAUUAACAACGAAUAAAACUGAAGUUUGUAUUGAAUAAAUGUUUUUAUGUUCA